Messenger RNA from Populus euphratica (Euphrates poplar), 750 nucleotides. Its product is annotated as protein phosphatase methylesterase 1-like. Gene Ontology annotation, biological process: protein demethylation. Gene Ontology annotation, molecular function: protein methylesterase activity. The transcript has 9 exons. Bases 1 to 750 code for a protein of 249 amino acids. Lineage: Eukaryota; Viridiplantae; Streptophyta; Magnoliopsida; Malpighiales; Salicaceae. The record is from RefSeq and is a predicted model, not a curated record.
AUGUCUGCAUUCCUGACUCCAAUCAAUGUACAGGAAAAGUACGCUCCAUUGGAGUGGACAGGGUUGUUUGACGAGGAGGAAGAUGUCUGCAUUCCUGACUCCAAUGAUGCUAUGUGCAAUGAUUUUUCUGCUGUCAUGAAGGCAAUGUAUGGAGAUUCUCCUCCAGCAACUGUGCUUGUUGGCCACAGCAUGGGGGGAUCAGUUGCUGUGCAUAUUGCUGCGAAAAGAGCGUUACCAAGCUUGGCUGGGCUGGUUGUUGUGGAUGUCAUGGAGGGAACAGCUAUGGCUUCAUUGAUUCACAUGCAGAAACUCUUAUCAAGUAGGAUGCAGCAUUUUUCUAGUUUGGAAAAAGCGAUAGAAUGGAGUGUCAAGGGAGGUUCAUUAAGAAACAUCAAUUCUGCUCGGGUAUCUGUGCCUACCACAUUAAAAUACAAUGAUGCAAAGAACUGGUAUGAAGGCCUUUCAGAUAAAUUUCUAUCAUGUCCCGUUCCCAAGCUCUUGCUUUUAGCAGGAACAGACAGGCUGGACAGAUCUCUUACAAUCGGGCAAAUGCAAGGCAAGUUCCAAAUGGUAGCUGUCAGACACAGACAUGCUAUACAGGAAGACACACCCGAUGAAUUUGCGGCGCUGGUAGUUAAUUUUACAUCCCGUAAACCGGAUAGGUGCUCAUGCGGUCGAGGUACGAGGUCUCCACCGACCAUCACAACCACAACAAUGAAUCAAUGGCCUGCGAUGGACAAAAGAAGUUGA